Cryptosporidium ubiquitum is the source of this 2025-nucleotide messenger RNA. Its product is annotated as SANT domain- and SWIRM domain-containing protein. Bases 1 to 2025 code for a protein of 674 amino acids. Gene Ontology annotation, cellular component: nucleus. The transcript has a single exon. Gene Ontology annotation, molecular function: zinc ion binding; chromatin binding; transcription coactivator activity. The record is from RefSeq and is a predicted model, not a curated record. Gene Ontology annotation, biological process: chromatin remodeling; regulation of transcription by RNA polymerase II. NCBI's taxonomy places the organism in Eukaryota, Apicomplexa, Conoidasida, Eucoccidiorida, Cryptosporidiidae.
AUGUCUGGUGAAAGGGAAAAUGAGAGUGCACCAGAGGAGGCCAUGAACUUGUUAGGAGAGGACACAAUCCACCCAGAAGGAGUGAAUUUGUUAAAUACAGUCGAGAUUUCUACUCUAAGUGAUUCCUCCAUAAUUAAGGAAGAUUUAUCUGAUUUAAUGAAAAAGGGAUUGGAGGAAUUAAGGGAGAAGAGUGGAAAUCUUCAUAGGAUGAGUGAUGAGACUAGAGUGAAUGAUUUAAACAUAAUUGAUGGUAAAUUCAGGUGCGAUGUAUGUAAGAAAGAUACAUGGGACUAUAGAAUUAGAUGUGCAGAAUGUGUUGAGUAUGAUUUAUGUUUGGACUGCUUCUGUCAAGGAAAGUCAAGCAAUGACCAUAAACCUAAUCAUAAAUAUAUUCCUAUUGGAAGGUAUACAUUUAACUUAUUAACUGAAAACUGGACGGCAGAGGAGGAACUUUUAUUAAUGGAAGCUGUUUCUAGAUAUGGCCUAGGAAACUGGUCUGAGAUUUCCAAGUACAUAACAGAAGGCCCAACUGGAGCCUUAUCUUUAUACCAAAAGACUCAAAAACCAGGAUUUGCUGCUCAUACAGCAGAUGAAUGUGAGAAACAUUAUAAUAACUUCUACCUAAAUAGCAAAACUAAGCCUUUACCAGAUACCAGAAAUUAUCUAAAUCUAAUACAAAAAACCCAGGAAAUCACAAAUUCAGAGCUUAUUGAGUCCAUUAAACAGGAUCUUGAUCUUCUCAAUAAAUCUGGUGAAAAAAAGGAUUCGGAGCCUCAAAUCUCUGAAAGUUCCUCUGGAACUUCUAAUUCUGUAUCUACAGAAAGCCAUUCUAAGACAAAACAAGAGUUAAGUAAUCCUCAAGUCAAGAAACAGCCCUUUGGAAGACCUUCCGGAGGUAAUACUGGUAAUAAAACAACAAGUACAGGUACAGGAAAUCAAUCUAAGCCUAGUACUAGUGUAAUAGGCUAUAUGCCUUUAAGAGGGGACUUUGAUGUAGAAUAUGAUAAUGAUGCUGAGCUUUUGCUUGCUGAUAUGGAAUUUAGGGAUUCUGAUACUCCUCAAGAAAAGGAACUCAAGCUUCAAAUACUUGAGAUUUAUAAUUCAAAACUAGACGAAAGAACUUACAGAAAAAGGUUUGUUAUUGAACGUAAUCUUUUGGAUAUUAAACUACAGCAACAAAAGGAGAAAAAGAGAACUAAAGAUGAAAGGGAUUUACAUUCUUUUUUGAAGCCUAUUUCAAGAUUUCAAACUGAGGAAGAGCAAGAGAAGCUUGUUUCUUUACUUAUAGAGGAGAAACGUAUUAGAAGUCAUCUACAGAAAGUCCAAGAGUGGUGUAGUCUUGGAAUCAGAACUUUGGAAGAAGUUAAGAGGUAUGAAGAGGAAAAGAAGAGACGAGAAGAUGCCAAAUGUAAGAUUAUCAAUCAGACUCAAGGAGGAGCUCUUGUUGCUCCCGGUGGACUUGGCCUUGGCAAUCUAAAGACUAUGCCUAAAUCUGGUAUUUCCACUCCUUUUGUCUAUGAGGGUCAAGCAAGGGCCAUUAAAAAACAGCAAAAGAAUCAGAUUUCUGCUUCUAAUCAGAAUCUUAUUUCUAAUCCCAAUCCUAAUUCUAACUCUUCCACAUCAUCCUCAAUUCCUAAUCCUCCUUCCAUCCCCCUCCAAAACCCCAAUUCAAUUCCUAAUCAUACUUCAUCUCCAUCUACAUCUGCAAUACCUAUUGAAAGUUACCCAGGUGCAUCUCUACUUACAGACCAGGAGAAGCUCUUUUGUGAUCAAAUACAACUACCUCCUAUUUUCUAUAUUCUCUCUAAAAGGAUUCUUGUUCAAGAAGCAAAGUACCAUCUAAGUCUUAAUAGUAAAACUAGAAAGGGAUCUGUAAAUAACCAAAGUAAUACUGGUAAUAUACAGAACAUCUCAGCUGGUGGAAUCCCUCAUUUAAGUAGGGACGAGUUCUCGAGAGUAAUCAGGUUAGACGCACAGAGAGCUGGCCAGCUCUAUGACUUUUGUCUAUCUUUUGUUGAUAAAUAA